AAACCAGCGCAGCCCAGGGAGACAAAACUCCAAAGAACCAAGGCAAAUUUUUGAUAAAGGUGCAUUCCACUUUCUUCCAAUAAAGGAGAAGGGGUAAAAGGAAGUAUACUUGCUUUCUACCCAAGAUGUGGAAUAUUGUUGGGUGGAGUGCAGGGGCUUAUGGUGGAGGCACUGAGAGCAAAGUACAGGGCUGGCAGUGUACGUUGAAGUCCUGAGCAAAAAGCAGAGGCAGGGAGAGGAGGCAAACUCUCACAGCUAUGUCAUGUUCACCUGGCUUUGAGAAUCUUGCAUGUGCGGAGAGCUUGCCAAUAAACACCUGCAUAUCUCAACCGGAUGCUCGUGAACUCCAGGACCAGCUCUUCCAACUGAAGAGAAAGCGCAAAGAAGUCAAAAAACGCUACAGACAAGAGAAAGAAGUAUGGAUGAAAGCAAAGGAAAUGAUACUGAGGGAAGUCACUGGAAUCCAAGCUGAUAAAAACAGAAGAAUUUUGCUAGAUCUCAAGUCCAUUUGGCAAGGUGUUCGGGUUAACAUUAACAAGGAGGAAGAUCAAAAGGCAAAGCUACACCAUCAGUAUUCUAAAGAUAAACAUGCCUGGGAAUUGGAACAAGAAAAGCUAAAUUGUCACUUUAAACAGCUAGAAGAAAAGAAAACUAAAGGGUGUAUGGAAAGAAGGGAAGCGUUUGGGAAAGAGCAGUGUCUGUUGGCCACCAUGGAUCUGAAGAAGCAUUUGGAAGAGAGCGAGAGAAAUUGGAGCAUGGAGAAAAUGGAAUUACUGAGGUGCUUUGAUAAUGAAAGAAAGGAAUGGGAAAGUCAGCUGAAGGAUAUGCAGAAGAAGAUAGAGCAGAUUUACUGGGAUGUGAAUUCAAGACAAGAAUGUAAACUACAUGGACAAAGAAAUGGACAAGGACAAAGAAAAAGCAGAAGAGAUGACUGGGUCCCUACAGAUCAAGGCAUAGAAAAGAAUAGAACUAACUCAUUGUUCAUUGAAGAACUGUCACUUGAAAGUUUUAAAAAAGGUGGUCACGGUCAAAAUAUGGAAAGUACGGAGAAUGAUAAGAACUGCUCCAGUGCAUUGAAUGCAGCUUUACAAGAAAUAGCAAAAGUAAGUGAAGAAUUAUGCAGUUACCAGGAGGAAGUCCAGAAAAAAAUGAGCACCAUAAGAACAAAGUCCUAUCCGUAUUUGCAAGCAUGCCAAGAGAAAAGUAAUGGAACUGAAUUAUUAAUAAAUGAAACCUCCUCAGAUGAGAAAAAUUACAUGUCAAAUGAUACAUUUAAAGCAUUUCAGCCUAUACUUUCUCGACAUCAAAAAUGUUCUGAAGAUCUUCAUAGUGAGAUAAACAGGAAUCACUUCAACAGGGAUAAAUUUGAAAUUUCUGCUGGACCUUCAGGAGGAAAUGGUGUAAAUGAUACUUCUCUCACAAGAGGAAAAGCUCCACCAAUUCCACCAAGGACAUCCUCUUUGUAUCUUGCAAGUACAUUCUUGGUAUUUCCACAGGAUCAUGAGGAUGCUUUGAAGGAGGAUAACAGUAAUUGUGAAUUGCACAGUCGUGUUGCAAGAAAAGGUUGUACUGGCCCUCAUGAAGCAAUGCUACAGAAACAAGGACUGAAAAUUCUUAAAGAUGGAAGGGAUUUUAAAACAUCAGCACCAUUUAUUAGAUAUGAUACAGGUGCUGAGGGCAGUGAGGAUAAUUGCAGCCAGGUGUCAUGUGAUGCAACUGACUUAGUAACUGAAAGCCGAUAUAUUGGUUCAAAAGUACAGUUGUCUUCUGAUAAAAGCCCAGUGUUACUAAUGCAAGAGAAAAAACAAGGUAAAAUAUUGAGGCCAAGAAAAUCUCUGUUUCAGAAAACUACUCGAAUAGAGAGUAACUUUCCCAGGUCUCCAAAGGCAAUAGAAAUGUUCAAUACCAGUAGCAUGCGUCUGCAGUCUGCAGAGGAUGUGCCAACAGGACGAGAUGAUAGCUUCAGCACCUUGAGCACCAAAAGUUGUGACCCUGGUGCAUGUGGAAAAUCUGUGGUGCAGUAUGCAACAACUCCUCACCAAGGAUCUAGCAUUGAAAAUCAUUCUGAAAGAAAUGUCCAUGCAACCAGACAACUUCCUUUAAAUCUUGCAGUUUAUGCAGUUAAACCCCAUAAGCCACUGUCUAUCACCAAUGUAAAAAUAGGUGAGCCAAAGCAUUACCAAGGAUUUCCUUGUCAGAUAGUAGAUAAUGAUAAAAGGCACGUGCUUGACAAGAUCAUUUCAGAUCAUUUUUCCAAUCCAACACAUUUAAGGGAUACAAGGUUGAAUUUUGAUUUUGGUCACACAACAUUGAGAAAGGAUGAAAGAUCAUCAAAUUCUUCCUUUCAAGUGAAGAAUGAAGUUGUGUACUUUGCUGAUGGUACAAAGCAACACACAUCUUGUCCUGAUGCAUUGCAUGGCAAUUCAAAUAGGAUUUCGGACACUUCUCAAAUAAUUCACCUGGAUCAAGAAAAGGAGUUGAAGAAACGAUCACAACAAUCCCAAAGGGUCUCAGGACAGCAACUUUCAUUACCGAUGACUUUGCUGCCUGUGACAGUGAGAUUGAAUGGGAUGAGUUUCUCCCGUCCUGCUAGACCACAAAACCGGCGAUUACCUUCACGAUGGGCAACACAGUCACCAGCGGCACAUAAGUGGCCUUCACAGAAAUGCAAUCAAGCUUUCCGUUUUGAUAUAAAAACUUCAGCGAUAUAACAUGCUACAAGCCCCUUACAAAUUAACAUAUUAUAAUGGCUUUCUUAAAUAAUGCUAUAAUUCAUUCCUAUAAAAUUUUAUCCAGUAUGUAUCCUUCAACUAAUCUCACAUACAAAAAUAGUUGAAAUUAUGAUUGGUAGUCUCCAGUAAUUACUGUAUAUUGACUGUCAUAACCUAAAUAUUUUGCAUAAUUUUCAAUUAUCAUAAAUCAUUUCCAAUAUUUAAUAAUUUUCCAUCCUAUUAAAUAAUUCAGUGUUAUUAUUUUAAAAAUGUUUACUAUAACAUUCUGUAUUUUGUUGCAAACUUGUAUAUCAGCUGUAUUCUAUGAAGAGCAGAAAGCUCAGUUAUUUGCAUGCAAAUGUGUUUGUUUAUGCAUGAAUAGUUGAUGCUGUGUCUUUGGGCAUCUAGGGGACAGUUGGCAUCCAUAGUAUAUGUUCAUGGUGAGCAGCAGUCUAAUUAUAGAAAGCAGGUUUUUAUUUCAAUUAAAAAUAUGUGGAAGUAUAAAAUAAAGCAAGAAGACUGUCUCAUUAUUUAAGUUUAAAUAUGUCUUAUGACUCAAGGCAGUUUGAAGAAUAAAAUGUUGGUCUUACUAAACCUGUUUUCAUCUGUAAAAAAAGUAAAUGUACAAUAUUAAAAAUAAAGCUGACUAGUU
This is a messenger RNA of Mobula hypostoma (lesser devil ray), 3363 nucleotides long. Its product is annotated as microtubule cross-linking factor 3-like. The coding region runs from base 258 to 2711 and encodes 817 amino acids. Gene Ontology annotation, biological process: regulation of autophagy. Lineage: Eukaryota; Metazoa; Chordata; Chondrichthyes; Myliobatiformes; Myliobatidae. The transcript has 8 exons. The record is from RefSeq and is a predicted model, not a curated record.